AUGGGGCUGGGAUAUCAGGGGGGUUGUGGGAGCUCAUCACUGGGGUGGGGGGUCUGUGGGGUUCUGGGCUCUGCGACCGCCCCCCACUUGCGCCUCGCCCCCCAGAACCAGCGCAGGAGGGACGAUUUCAUCCUCAAGAUCGAGACGUGGCACAAACCCGACCUGGGCACCCAGGACAAUGUUCACGGUCUGGACACGGAGACAUGGAAGGACGUGGAAGUCGUUCACAUAGACAUCGCUGACCGGACCCAGGUGUCCGAGGAGGGUUACAAAGCAGACGAAGAUCCGGCUCUUUUCACUUCCGUGAAGACGGGGCGAGGGCCACUCGGUCCAGCCUGGAAGGGGGAAUUGGCCAGGAACAAGGGGUCUCCCCACAUGUGCUACAAGCUGGUGACGGUGAACUCCUGGUGCGGCCUGCAGGGCCGCCUGCAGCAAUUCACACACAAGCAAGAGCAACGGCUUUUCACCAGUUUCAACCGGCAGCUCUUCUGCUGGCUGGACAAGCGGGUGGAUCUGAGCAUGGACGACAUUCGCCGCAUGGAGGAGGAGACGCAGAAGGAGCUGGACGAGAUGAGGCAGAAAGGCGCAGUGCGGGGGCUGACGGCCGGGACGAGUGACCCCCGGCCGGUGCCAGCAGGACACUGACGUGGACUCUGCCCCCUCCCACCUGGGAGCGAGGACCCAGCUGCCUUCGUGGGACCCCAGGGAUCCCCCUUCUCUCUCCGUCCAGCUGGAGGCGCUGGGGACCCCCUGCCCCGACUGAUCACGGGCUAGUGAGCUCUGGUGGGACAGGGGCAGUGGGGGGGGCUGGCCCUGGCAACCCCCCCAGCUCUCCCAGGUUCCAGCACGUUCCUGUCCCCCCUGGAAUCAUGGCGGGGGGAGCAGGGAGCCCCCGGAGGCUGAUUUUCAGGGUCGGGGAGGGGAGGAUACCCCGGGCCGGGCGGCGUCUAAUGGGCUCCAUGCGCCCGGGGUGGGGGCAGUGGGGGGAUCUGCCCCCAGGGCCCCCCCACGUUCUCUAACUCAGCUUGUCAGACCCGAGCUGUGGCCGACGCUGCUGGGGGCUCCGCUCUGGGGGGCGCCGCGGGCUGCCGGGCCGGGGAUGCCCAGUGGGUCCUGGCCCGAAACUGCCUCUCAUAUGGGAACUGCUGGAAACCACCUGCCCGGCUGGGGGCGGGGUGGGGGGAAAGUUCCCUGUGGGGGCCCCCCUGCUUCUGGGAAUCCACUCCUCCUCCCUUGGGUGGGGCCACGGGCUGGCCACACCCCCUCCCCAUAUGCAAAUUACCCCACCUGGAGCCUCCUUGCGCUGGGGGGCCACAGGUGGGGCCCCCGCCUGGCUCCAGCGCUCCUGGGCUCUGCUCUGAGCUGGGGCUCGGGUGCCUCGUCUGGGGCCCGUGGGGGGAUCUCCCGGGGGGGCUGGAGGCAGGAACCAGUGGCGGCCGCCUGGGGGGGGGAACUGGGGGGCUGUGCCCGGAGGGGUGUCCCGGCCCAGGCGCUGCCCAUGAUGCGGCUCCGGGGAAAAGGGACCAGAAACAGCCCCGGUGCCGGGCACAGCUGGUUUCGCCUGGUGCUUUCACUUAAAGCCAGCAGCUCACGUGAGGCUGAUCUGGGAAACCACGGCCCAGCGCCGGCGAGGGGUCCUGUGCCCAGCCCCAGCGUCAGGUGAGGGGCCCAGAUAGGAUGGGGUGAGACCGACAUUCUCCUUAGGACAAAGCUUCUGGGAAAUCCGCCUGCCCCGGGUGAAACCCCCUCGCUUUCCCCGCCACCAGCUCUCGCUCUGCGCCGGUUUCUUUAGCUCAGAGAUUCAUGAUGCAACCCCAGAGCUUCCUGCAAUUACCCCACUCCACUGCCCCCCCAGCACCGCAACUCAGCUGUGUGCUGGGGGGGGGCAGGGCUGGGCUGGCAGGGGCUGCGGGUCGGGAGUGAGGGGCACCGGCAGAGCU
This is a messenger RNA of Mauremys mutica (yellowpond turtle), 1940 nucleotides long. Its product is annotated as phosphatidylinositol transfer protein alpha isoform-like. Gene Ontology annotation, cellular component: cytoplasm. Gene Ontology annotation, molecular function: phosphatidylcholine intramembrane carrier activity; phosphatidylcholine binding; phosphatidylinositol binding. Gene Ontology annotation, biological process: phospholipid transport. The record is from RefSeq and is a predicted model, not a curated record. Lineage: Eukaryota; Metazoa; Chordata; Testudines; Geoemydidae.